Venturia canescens is the source of this 10802-nucleotide messenger RNA. RefSeq names its product 5-hydroxytryptamine receptor-like. The transcript has 10 exons. The record is from RefSeq and is a predicted model, not a curated record. Gene Ontology annotation, molecular function: G protein-coupled receptor activity. Bases 1340 to 2773 code for a protein of 477 amino acids. Gene Ontology annotation, cellular component: plasma membrane. NCBI's taxonomy places the organism in Eukaryota, Metazoa, Arthropoda, Insecta, Hymenoptera, Ichneumonidae. Gene Ontology annotation, biological process: adenylate cyclase-activating adrenergic receptor signaling pathway.
AACGCGCGACCCGUCGUGCUUUCAUAUUUCACUCUAUCAAUCGGUCGAUCACACGCUUACUCUCUUUCUCUUCCCUCGAUAUAUGCGGCAUCACACACUGACAGCUCAUCUUGUUUUACCUCAGUUCACUUUAUGUGUGCGCGUAGACACAUCAAAUUACACUUAUUACCAUGUACGUUCGAGCACCUUUGUAAUCGUACUUUUUUCCAUUCGCCCUCGCAUUCGUUCAACUCUUUAUUUUUAUUUUCCCGCUGAAAAUUGGAAGAUCGCGAGCACGCGUCACCGACAGUGAACUCGGUCAACGGUGAAAACAUCUCAUGAAGAAAUAACGCAACUCCGACGGACGCAUCGCGACGCAACAAAGGCACUUGUGCGAAUCCACGCUGCCGGAAGCACAUUAACUCGUGUUUCGCGUGCUCUCAGCUUUGAACUAUACCAAUGCGCGAUUCUCGACAGCUACCGGCGUCUCGCUAAAAUCAUACGUGAAUAGAUGCCAAGAUCGUCGGAUAAGUUUGAGGCAAAUGAUAAAAUCAAUCGUAGCUUCGUUCGAGUGCAGAUAAACUUGAUGAACUGUAUCGUCGACCAAUUUGACGUGAAUUGCUCUUUCGUUCGUCUCGAUUUAUCGCCCCACUGUUUCAGUUAUUGACAUCGAAUAAUGCCCUCGUAAAUCUUCGUUCGUCCGAGCUUCAAAUCACAUAAUAGCAAUCGUUAUCGCGAAAAAACUGUGAACACUUCGCGACGUCGAUUAUUUUAUUUAGCCACAAACUUGGUUAAAGUUUUAUUCCAUUUUAAUUUAACUACGAAAACCAUGCUGAAAUCCACGUGAUAAAAACGAGUGGCGGAGUAACCGCGAUCAACGAGUAAAAACGAGUGAGCUGCUGAUCUUCCUUGGCGGGAUCAACGAGCGAGGAGGUCACGUUUUUGUCGUUCAGUUUUUCUCUCCGUGGGCACGAGUCACGUCGAAAAUAAAGAGGAACAUUUUCUCCGAAUUCAUCUGGUAUAGAAUACGAAGGGUUUUUACGAGCGCGAUACAAGACAGAAGAGGGUAUAAUGUCAAACGGAAGAAUGGAGGAUUGAAUCCUCGAGAGAAGAACGUCUCGGCAGCGAGAGGGGCACUUCACGUGCUUAUCUCCAAAACAGUUAUUCCUGAAACGGUGAUCGAAGUCGUUCCACAAUAUCAAUUCGUGGAUGAGCUAUGAGAGUACAGAACGACGAUUCGCAACGAAGAUGCUCCAGAUAGGAUCACCGCACGAGAUUUUUGAUACGAGGAGCGUUUGGAAAAACGAUGACGCCGUUCCGCCAUGAGAUCGGAGAUGAAAGGGUUUGAAUCGAACUGGUGAUGGGCGGUGAGCGAUUAUGGUGGAUAUGGGGAAUGGCCGGAAGAGGAACGGUGCCGAAUACGAGUCUUCUCGUGGACUCGGAUGGGGAUGGCGUCGUAGGCGUCGGCGACGGUCCUUGGAAUAUGACAGAGCAAGAGUCGUUCAAUGGAACGUCCGGUAAUAGCACCAGUGGAAACUUCAGCUCGUGGCCAUCGGACGACAAUUUUUUUGCGGCUAAUCACGAUCUCAUUGUCGCCAUCGUCACUGCGAGUAUUCUCAGUCUUGUGAUACUCUUUACAAUCGUAGGCAAUGUAUUCGUCAUAGCGGCUAUAUUACUAGAAAGAAACCUGCAGAGCGUCGCGAAUUAUCUCAUCCUCUCAUUGGCCGUUGCGGAUUUACUGGUUGCCCUACUGGUAAUGCCUCUUGGAGCCGUGUACGAGGUGUCCCAUGAGUGGGCUCUCGGUCCGAAACUCUGCGACAUGUGGACGAGCAGUGACGUACUCUGCUGCACAGCCUCGAUAUUACAUCUGGUUGCUAUCGCUCUGGACAGGUAUUGGGCAGUCACCAACGUCGACUACAUUCACCAGAGAACGGCUCGUAGGAUAGGCGUGAUGAUCUUCAUCGUUUGGAUGCUCGCAGUUUUCAUCUGCAUCGCGCCUCUUUUAGGCUGGAAAGACGUUGACUGGGAGAACAGAGUGGUGCACGAAAAAGUCUGUCUCGUGAGUCAAGACAUCAGCUAUCAGAUAUUCGCCACAGUGAUGUCAUUUUAUCUUCCGCUGCUAGUGAUCCUCAUUCUUUACUGGAGGAUCUUCCAAACUGCCCGUAAACGCAUCCGGAGAAGAGGCGGACAACAAAUCAAUGCGCAAGGCACUACAAAGACAAUGGGCGGUCCUCCAAGACCAAUAGGAAGCAGUCAUGCAGUCGGAGGAGCUUUAGCUCAAGCUCAAGUUUCCGGUGGGAUAGCAGCUGCUGUGGUGGCUGUUAUAGGGCGACCUCUUCCCACGAUAUCCGAAACAACGACACAAUUCACGACGGUGAGUUCGCCAAACACCUCGCCAGAGAAAACGUCCUAUCACAAUGGUUUAGAUCCCGACCCGCCGACCCUGGAGGCAUCGCCGAAGCCCGUUGCAUCGAGAAGAAAAAAAAUCCCGGCCGAAUCGAAGAAAGAAAGAAAAGCGGCUAAAACGUUGGCCAUUAUCACAGGAGCGUUCGUCCUCUGUUGGGCGCCAUUUUUCGUCAUUGCCAUCCUGCUGCCGGUGUGUGAACGUUACGCCUCGUGCUCCGUCAACGAGUACGUCAUAGCGUUCUUCCAGUGGCUCGGGUACUUCAAUUCGACCCUAAAUCCGGCAAUCUACACCGUAUUUUCGCCGGAGUUCCGGAACGCCUUCAAGAAAUUACUGUGCAGGAGACGAAGGACAGUUGCACGAAGGAUGGCAGGUCGUCAUUACAUGUAGGAAUGGGUUUAAGGGUGAAGAGGUUUUCAUCUCACUUCCAGCAGCAGAAGCGUCACACCACAACCGCUGUAGAGCUCGAUCAGCAUUGCGGUACAACUUCAACCAUAAAAAAUAAUAUGUACGUGUAUGUAUAUGAAGAAAAAGUGAGUCGAAAUGGCCGGAGGGAAAGAGAUUUUCUGGGUGCGCUGAAAUGUUUUUUUCUCCCGUCACGAAAUACGCCACGUUUUUUUAAUCAAUUCGAAAUGUUUUCUCGGGUGAAUAUCGUGCCCCGCACCUGGCCCUCGUACCGGUUUUUUUUCAUAAAUAUACACUCACAUAUUCUUGUACAUGCUACCGCUCAAACCCGAAGAACGUAACAACCCAAUUUCACCGGUGAAAACAAGUUUUAACAAAUUACCAUUCCAAAAUGAAGGUUCUACGGCCGGGACUCAAGUCCGCAAAGUCAAUUAGUUCAAUUUUUCAUCAACCGAACAGUUUCCGCUUGAAACUUAUUCUCGCUCGGUGCAAACAAUAUUGCAGCAUACCAGUCCCGUUAUUAAGCCCUCCCCCACCUCGAGGGAACGUGCACAUAUGAAAAUGAAACUAUCGAACGAAAAACUGGUAACUUGCUGAGAAAAUGAUUUAAUAAAGAACUUUUUGUGGGCUUGGAUAUAAAAAAAAUAGUCUCUUUUCUCAAAUGGGUCGCGACGGGAACUCUGCGAGAGAACUCAUUCGAGUGCGUUCUCUAUAGCUAAAGACUAUUCGUUGUCUGGUAAAAAGCAUGGAAUGUCACACCGUUAAAUCGAUUCGUCAAUUCAAGUGAUUUUUCUUUAAAUUCACAAAAAAAAUGUGGAAAAUCAAGUUGAAAAGAAACUUGCGCGUGAGCGACAACGGGUUUCAACGUUGCUCGGGCUUCGGUAGCACAAAUACACGUACAACGAAAUGUGCUAAAAUCACGUGUCUCUCGUCGCAACCAAAUGUCCUUCGACAUCUGGUGGAACGAUGAAUCUCUCGGUAUCACGAUCCGAUAUAUUUUCAACCUUAUCUAUCACGUACUCGUUUCCGGUUCUCGUUUUCUCAGCCAACUACCGAGAUUCAGUCUCGCGAAAUAUAUCCUCAAUUUCUAUUCCGAUAUUCCCAUCUGUCGUCGUAGAAAUGGAAUGAAAAAGACACACGAUCGGGAGGUAUAUACGUAUAGAGAAAAUUUCGUCACAAAUUUAUAAAGUCAAGCCCCGUGGAUUUAUGAAAUCGAAAAAUUCAAGAUUUUCGACUGCACCACCGCCAUUUCCUGUGCGUUAGAUCGAUCUUCAAUAUUUCGUGCUCGUGUGAUUUUCAAGAGAUUUCAUAUCCCAUGACCCGCUUCGAUAUAUCCCGCUGUAUUUUAUUAGCACUGACGUACCGCGACGAAAUAUGGACCGUUCGAGUUUGAUAAAGUGUCUUGCACAGCCAAAAAGUGGAGAUGCGCGAAUGUCGUUAAACUUCCUCGUUAUUCUUGCGGUGUACGAUAUAUCGAGAAACUCGAGUGCACGGACAAGUUUUUCGGUGAUGAUUCGUUGGGAGGAUUCGACACGAGGAUCACGAGAUUUUAAUACAAUUCUGUAAACGUAUACGAAAGUUAGGUAUGAAACGCUGCUGUUAAAACGUCACGUCAAAAGGCCCUUUUCACCCUUCCAACGAGCGUUUCGCGAUGCUGUUACCAAAGUCAUUUUAAUUUAACUCGAGCCACACUUCAUACGGCAUAAAGCAAACGUAAAUGAUUCGGUCGGGGUUCGGUAUCCCGGCGAUUUGCCAAAUUACUUCGACCUCGUCCGACAAUUAUCGGAGUUAGAAGUAUGCAAGAGUAAUAUAUUCCGGAGCACGACGCUGUUACGUCGGGGAGAGAAACCUCGUGCCGGACACGAGAAUGAUCGAUGUUUUACGGCGAAACUUUCGGGGACGAAGCACAUUUAUCGAUAAUAAUAUUGCUAAUGAAAGAAUCUCACGAAUGCAUCCGCUGACGACGAUGAAUUAUUUCGAAGCUCGUACUAACUCUCCUUCGUAGUAUCGCUCUCCAGCAUUCGCUUUGAUAUCUAAACCGAUUAAUAAAUAUCUCAUUACGUUGAUUUGGACUAAUGAAUUUUGCGACGUUAUUUCAUCCAAAUAAUCAUGCAAGUUUUGCAAGUGCAAUCAAGGAGAGAAAUAAAUUGGGUAUUCGCUAUCAUUCGACCGGUUCGAACGUUCCCGUAUAGUCACGUUUUUCACAUAACUACAUCGCUCGUUAUCGGAGCUCUGACUAAUUGCAGCGAUCACUGCAAUGCCCAAGUGGAACGAGCGAUGUUUGUCGCAGAACUGAAUUUAAAAAAUUAAAGUUAUCAAAUAAUCUGUAAUCCUGAGGAUCGCUCCGUCUCUCGAUUCCCUCGUUGAUAUUUUUAUUGAAAUUCUUCGGAAUUCGUGAUUUUCCAAAAUGACUAAACAGGUUCGAAUCUAUGGUGGAGAGUCCUCAACGACGAGCACGAAAAUCGCAUAAAAGUAACAAAAUAUCAGGACGAAGUUUGUUUCUCAAUCUCCCUUCAUGCGUUUCCAUUCGAUCCGGACACUUCGUCAAAGGAAUUCCGCGCUCAUUUUUUCGUCAAGUAAAUCCCCGUGACUCGCCUUCGUUACGAUUGUGGAAAAGUGGACCAAACCGAGUUUAUUUUCAUGCUUAACCAAUCACCUUUCUCAUGUCGUUGAACGCCUGAAAAAUUAAUCGUCCUAGCAAGCGAGGAAAAGGAACGAGAAUAAUAUCGAAAUGACAACGUGAAUGAGCUACGAUUGAUAUAUCCUCAGGAUUAAAAGAGAGAACACACGACUGAAGUAAACAACUCCAAAAAAGUAAAACGUGUAGACGAGUUCUUGUAAAUAAUAUUAAGUCGGAUCUAUCACGUAGGAGAGACGUUAUAAUAAUUUUUCUAAUCUUCUAUUAACAUUAACUUUCGCUAACGAAUCUUGUACAUAUGUCUGUAUAAUUGCACCGAUGAAUAUUAAGAGGAAAUGAUAAUAUGAAAAUAGGCAUCUGCGUCUUUGCGAUACAAAGACUGUUACGAUCGAACUGAGACAAUUUACAAUGCUUUUACUCUCAAGCCCGGUCGUUCAACGAAACGAAGUUAUUUUCUACUUCUCCGCUGGCGAAGAAUGUGCUCACGCAAGAGAAUGAGAAAUUUCCGGUUUUUGGUCAGAAUUUUAUUCGGUAAAUCAUGAAAAAACGGUUGAUCCGGAAAAGCGAUGGGAAAUCGAUGGAGUUUAACAUGGAAAUUUUGCGUUUUGUAACCAAACAUUGUUCCGUGACAUCGAUUUGUCGAAGACGAAAACUUUCAAUUUUCCAAAGUGUGCGUGCGUGUCAAAUGGGAAAGUCACUGCCUUUUCAUUCGUCAGUAUUGAACCGUGGAGCGCGAGCUUACAUAUUCGAGUGCGAGAUGUAACGUGGGAUUUCGAAUCGAAGCCCCUUCCCGAGUGUCGAAUUACACGUUCGAUGCUCUUGACACUUUUCAUACGUCAAAUUUCGCGUGCAUUUCGAGCGCGUCUAUUUGCAAUAUUUCGAAUGAGGACCGAACAAUUUUACGAGUUUAUGCGUUCAAUAUUUGAAGGGUUUCGGUGAUGGAAGCGCGAAAUAUAAUAUUAAUCGCUUUAUUUUCGUAUUCACUUUUUCGUCGAUGUUUUUUCAUGUGAGCUCAGAAACGCUGAUCGAUAUAAAAUUGAACUGGAUCGAAAUGUUCUCGAGCUCCGGAAAUCGGAAAAAAUCUGAAUAAAAAUAAACUCAACGAGCACAGAUUUUGAGUUGUAAUCAUUCGAAAAUUUUAUCAACUAUUCAGCCUAAAAUAUCUUCGACGAAUUAUAAAACGAUUUUUCAUUUUUAUCGGAUUGCUUGAAAUUAACGAAAAACUGUGAAAUUCAUAAUGAAAAAUGGCGUGUCCUGAGAGUGAUUCGUCGAAAUAUUUUUGACGAAGUUAUCUCAAGUAGAUAAACGAUGACGACAUCGAGGUCGAGUGAAUUUUUAUCGAAUCGAAGGGAAAUAAACAAAGAAGCAAAGGUCGUGAUUCGGGGGGUGAUAAUAUUGAGAAAUGGAGCGGAAGAGCACAAGCGAGUGUGCCCUCCGCCAACUCGAUUUACAGAUUUUUCUUUUGUUUUUCGGAUGAAAAAGAAUAAAUGAAAUAUUUCCAAGCUGCUGCUCUGCUGUUUACAUGUCCGAGAAAACGAAUAAAGCAAGCUAUUGACGCGUGAAGAAAAAUGGUUACCUCUCUGGCGAUCGGUUGCUUCGGGUCUGAGGCUUCAAAAGUCUGAGAGAGAAACCGGCAGAAAUGGGGCAGCCUGUAAAUCUGCCAGAGCGAAAGAACCUCGUGCGUAUACAAACGGAGUUGAAAAUUUCCACGGAAAAAUCGAAUCUGCUUUCCAAUCGAUUGAAAUUCGACGAUGGUCACCGGGCUUGAGAGUGGACGCGAAAGUUGUCGGUAUUAAGCUAAUUUAUAUUGGAUUAAAGAUCGAGAAAAUAAAACAAAAAGCAGCUCGUUGACGCACAGAUAGGUGAGCAGAUGAUCCAUUCAUUUGGAUCAAUGUUGCCCUUAAAUAAAGUUUCAAGCAUUAUUUACCCAGAAACCCCAUCUCGAUAAAAAGUGCUAAAGGCGUAGUGAAAAAGCUCCGGAGCUUUAGUACUUCUGAUUUUCAGUGAGCUCGAAGCCGCUGUAAGCACUUCAAAUUCUAAAGGAAAGUCCCCACGAGCGGUGAUUCGGAGGCUCGUAAUAAUGUAAAUAGACAAAAUCUUUGACGAAACGAAUAUCGAAAAACUUAUAUUUUGAGGAUAAACUGCUCGUGUGAGCGUUGCUACAAAUGUACAUCUUUUUCGGACGUUUACCGCUCUCCGAAGCUCCGCUCUGAGGGGCUGGCAAAGAGCACACUCGAGUCGAGCAAGACUGGAUUAUAUCUGUAUAAAUAUGCGUACAAGGAGACUGAUCCGAUUCUCCGUCGCUAUAACUCACGUAGAAACAUUGAGUCAACAAUCCUUUUAAGGUUGUUGUGUGGUCUAGCCCUAUGCUUACAUGCACGGAACCGAUGAAAUAUUAGCAACCGUUUGUCGUCAAAUUAUCGUCGUAUUUGAUGUAAUUUUUCGAGAAAAAAAUCCACGUCAGUUCAAAAGAAUAUGCAUUUUUGACAAAUGAGUUUAUGGCAUUAUUUUCGGUAGAUAAUUUAUUAGAGAUUAAUUAUUGCAAGACGAAUGAUAAUAUGCUUGGGUUGGUGGCAGUCUCGCACCAAGUAUUUGUUUCUCAACCGCAUGAAUACAUUUCCGAAGCCUUGUAUUUUGGAAAAAUUCGCGAUUAUAAUUCAAGGUAUGAAAAAUGUUGGAAACAUUCCCAUAAACGUAAUGUGAGCACGCAAAAUGCUCCAACUUUUCGAUUCUUUUCGAUUUUGAGAUUUGACAGGUCGAUUAGCAAAAGGUUCGCAAGGUGAAAGUUCGCAAAAAUCUUCAUCUCGAUGACAUCGUUUCGUCCUGACCCCGCAACGACCUUAAAUCAUUCCGGAGGAGCGAACAAAAUAAAGAGAAAAAUAACGAUAAUUAAUAAGCAUGAAAAUCAAUAGGAAUUGAAUGUUUAAUCAACCAAUUGUGAAGGAUUAACGAUAAUUAGAAAUUGGAAAAAUCAUUUGUGCCGCUGAAUCAUGAAGCGAUGUGCGCUCGCUGAUGGGCUCGGAUCUCCGCCCUGUAAAAUCUCUCCAGCGUUGUGCAGCCGCGGAGUACAAACGAAAGUCUCACGCGCCCCUUGAAAUUCGAGGGCUGCUCGGGAACGAAUCAAGCACGUUGGUGCGUCUCGGUUAACGAGAGUGUAAAUAUGUACAAUGAAACAUUUUCUAUUAGAAUAAUAACGAUGUUAGAGGAAAAAAUGUAUACGGAAUGGGAGCGAGUUUUAUCGCGGUAUUUGGAGAGUGCUUUUUGCCAGGAGAAAAAUGAAGUCAAUGUGAUUCGUGUGUAAGGCGUUUAAGAAUAGUCGAUGUUGAUUAUUUGCAUCGUUCUCGCUGGUAUUUCUCGUUAAACACCAUCGCGAUCGAUCAUUCUUAAUCGUUCACCUUACACCUCUAUAUAUGUUAUGAGUAUUACGAUAUCGAUUCUAUGAAAAGAUAAAUACAGGUUGAAACCGAUACACUUGUAUCGCGAAUACUAAUGAAAUGGAGAAGCUGCUUGUACAAAUUAAUUAAGAUCGAGGAACAAUCAAUGAAAUAUGCUCGAUAAUGAUCGAGAGAAUGCGAAUGUAGAAUAAUAUAUUCUAAUAUGUGUCUAAAAAGAAAAAUCGAAGAUAUAUAAUUAUUUGGCUGUUUAUAAUCUUUAUGUGUAAAGAACAAAUUUCCCUAAAUCUAAGGACCAAACGGUAGGAGCGUAGUUCAUUCUUACAUGAUCGUACGAUUAAAGGAGCAGCUACUAAAUAAAGGAAAUCAAUUAUAUUCGAGGGGUCAGUGAUAUUCCAAGAUUUUCACAGAUUGCGAGACAGAGAGAGAGACUCCUCGUGUCACGUUGCUGAUGAUGCAUGAAAUAUUACGGACGAAGGAGAAAAAAACGUGCGGGUGAAAAGUUGGUGGAAUAUCCGCGGAGACACGUGCUGCUGCGCAAACGUUGACGAAAAGCCCGCGCAAUGUGGUCAAAUUACGAUUAAUGCGUACGAAGCCUUUCCGACAAAAAAAAGAGUAUGCGACUGAGACGUAUCGAUAUGACUAACUUUCCCUCUGUGUUAUUUAACAAUAUUCGUGUAUUAUAACGAUUACGAGUUUCUCGGUUAUGUAGGAAACACGCAUUGAGUGAGAAUUGAAAAUGAUAAAAUGAGCUAAAUGAAUACGAGGGUGAGAGGCUCAUUGAAAAACGAAUUUUCGAUAAUAAAGUAUCAAUAAAUUUUCAAAUAUCGAUGGCAAUAAAUAACAACGUUAUUCUCAAAUCUUUAUUAUGUUUAUUCUGACUCUCGUGCGUCGUUACUUCCCAUAUUUACACUCUCAUCGGCCCUAUGGGAAUACAAGAAUACAAAUGUCCUCGCAUUCAUUCAAAUGCACGAUCAUAAAACUUUUCAGUCCCUCAGAAUGGCGAAUAAAGUAAAUCGAUUAUGAGGAAACGACGAUUUAAUUCCAAUUUGUCCGACGACUCGUAGAUGUUCUUCGUGACUAAACUCCAUUUUCGAGUCGCCUCCAAUAAAUGUGAGAUUUAAAGUUUUUUCAUAGUGACACACAAGAUUAUUGCUUGGACGAUGAGAUCGAAGAUAAAUAUUGGCAAAGUGAGUAAUUCUCAAUUCGAAGGAGCGCGAGAGAUCGAUAAAUUCUGCAGAUCGAGUAUAGCUCCCACGGGACGAGUGUGUUUUUGAAAAUUUUUAUCUGCCAAGAAGCCAAGACGGUUUCGGAGCUUCCCGAACUAGGGCGCCAGUCGAAAAGAGUCGUGAAAACACGAGGCAAGCGGAAACGAUCUCAAUCGGACAAUUAUUCUCGUGUAAGCUCAGGCGUGUAAUCAACGUGACGCACAAUCACUUUUAUCUCGAUUAUUGGGAACGAGUGUGCCGUCAAAGAACGACCGCGGAAAGUAAGAAGUUGCACUGCGAAUAAAAAACUAAAUCAAUCAAAAUAUGAAAAUUAAUUGGACUAAAGUCAGCUCAAUUGCCUUGAAAUUGUAUCGUUUAGUCGUCUUAUUGCGCUAGGAAAAUUCACUUGAGACUAAAAUUUGUUGAAACACACGUUCCUUUCGAAUGUAGAUAAAUAAAAUAUUAUUUUCGACCGCGUCAUUGAAUUUUUAGAGGCGUUUUUGAGCGCAGAGUUUAGCGCAGAGUUUGAGCGCAGAAUUUUCGUUCCCGUUCGCUAAAAAUAUUUAUACCGAUGUACUACGACAGUCUCCGAAGCUCUCGAUCGAACGAUCGUCGUUGCAACUGAUCCCAAUGAACGCAACGACCACGAUUCGUUGCGCGAGAGCUUCACCGCCGCUGCGAAUCAGUUGUUUUUCGUUCGAACAGCGCUUAUAUUUUUGAGUUAACGCGCUUCGAUGUACAUGCUGCAUUGUGAAAUAAAGACUCAUCUGGAUAAA